This is a messenger RNA of Verruconis gallopava, 2519 nucleotides long. RefSeq lists its product as uncharacterized. The coding region runs from base 498 to 2468 and encodes 656 amino acids. NCBI's taxonomy places the organism in Eukaryota, Fungi, Ascomycota, Dothideomycetes, Venturiales, Sympoventuriaceae. The record is from RefSeq and is a predicted model, not a curated record. Gene Ontology annotation, molecular function: protein binding. The transcript is spliced from 2 exons.
GCUCAACAUCCGGGCGUCAAAAUUAAAAAGGAGGGGUAUUCUUCUCGCCUAUGCCAGGCUUGUCCAGCGCUUGCGAUGCUGUGUUUCUCCCAAAAGGCGCAGAAUGCGAACUUGCCGCUUGCGAACAAAGGAAACAGAGGAACUAAUAUUUACUGCGGGGAUCGAAACAUUGACAAGCCCAUGGCGAAUUCACACGAGCUGUGAGACAUGAGAUGCGGCUCAAUCAACUCUGAGAAGGCAAGGCUAGACACAAGUCAGAGACUUCGUUACCCCGUGCGUGAUAGGUUGUCCGGACAAUCUGGUUUGUCGCCUUAACGAGCUUUGCAACUCCUAACUCGUAUAGUCGCAAGUACAUAUUAGGCUGAGUUCUAGCAUCAAGCAUCGACCAGGAAUCGCACAGCUGUCAGACACGUAUCGGCUGCUUCUUCGACGACGCAAGCAGGCUUCGCAGAUGUCCUUGGCUUCGAUUUACCACACUACGCCAGCGCCGAAUUUUAAUGCGUUCUCUCGACGCCCUGCCUUUCGAUGUUCUUUUCGGCGUCUCCCUCUAUCUAGACAUAGAAGACAUCGUGAACCUGCACAACUCCUGCCGGCAGCUGCGCUUUCUGCUCGGCGAGGAGACGCUCUGUCGCAGACUGCUGGAGAACCGUGCGAGACGCACACGGGAGGCCAGAGAAGCUCGCAAGUCAGGCUACCAGGCCGCCAUCAGACGACUGUACAGGCGCCGCAAAGCAGUCGCAGCAGGAAUACCCGCGUCGGUGGCCUCGCUCGGGUACGCGGCCGAUGUCAUCUACAGCGAUGGCGUCGCAUGUAUUCUGGGAGAAAGUUACGUCCAGGUUGUGGAUCUCCACGGGUCCAAGGAGCCGCGCAGGAUCCCGAUCGUGUCUCUGCUAAGUGGCGUGGCCGAGCCGGAUCGACACUGCGACUACGAGUGCGUCCGGCUUCUAAGCUGCUGUGCAGACGUUCUCGUCUUCACCUACGAGGAUGACAACGGCCACUGCUGGCUGCUGGCCGCCGACGUGUCCAACCCGGCCCAACCGCAGCGCGUGAUCGAGCCUGAACUGCUAAGGAGCACUCAUAAGCUCUUCGUCGAGCAGACUGGCCAGUAUUUAUUCUACGGCACGCGCACGGGCGUCUGGAUUUCGAGUGGCCAGCGGUACAGGGAGUGGAUGGUUCACGGCAUCGCUUUGAAUGGCCACAAGUUCAUGAUCGAGCGAAAAGAUGGCGCCGUAGAGGAGGCGAGCAGGACGGAGCCUAUUCAGCUUCACAACUUUGCCGGCUCUGACGUCGGCUCUACUGCCGCCUUCAAAAUUCACGAAGGCUUCUUCUACGCCGUCACAAACUGCGACGCGUUCGACGUCAUUGAAGUUGAUUUCACCUCAGUAUAUCAGUGCGUCCGAUUUCCAGUCGUCAAUCCCCAGGAGGACACUUGUGAAUAUGCAAGGCUCUAUCGGCGGCAGCAUGCCGAAGGCCCGGUGAACGACGGCUGGAAUUCGCUACGUCUGGACGUCGACGAACGGACCAAUAUGCUUCUUUUGAUCGAAGGCCGUGCUGAAUGGCCGAUGGCUGGCGACUCGCUCUCCCGUGGAUUCUACACCCACGAAGUCGAUUUUGAGAGAAAUGUAGAGCUUGGUAAGGGCCCAGCGGACGACGCGUUCUCCAAGAUUCCGGACGAAGAAACGAAGUACUGCUCCACUCCAGAAUUACCGCCAUGGCAUGCCCAUGUCGAGGCUUACAAUCUGGCGGAAACUCCAAGGAGCGCCGGCACAGCCGUGCCCUCACUUUCUCGUUCGAAAUACCGCGCGUACAACUUCGCAAGCAUGGCUUGCCUUGAGCUUUUUGAAAAGCAGUGUAAUUGUCGUGGCUUCAACAGCCACUGUUUGCAGCUUAGGUCGUACUCACGACGGCCACUCGUGAGCGCCCGGUCGUGCGUAGGCGCUGUCCAAAAAGGAAAACAAAAGGUUGAUGACCUGUCAGACUUAGACCACACGGGAGCGCAUGACUAUCAGUACUCCAAAGUCUCAAUCUGGCCAAAGGGGCCGGGCGAGGAGCACCAUAUAAUGAAUCUACCGGCGGAGAUGCAGGGCACUGCGUCUCCAGGCAUCAAAGCCUGGAUGGACGAACGGUCGAUUGUCUACUUUAUCCAUGUGAAUGGCAUAGGAAAAGUCGUUUGCAUAAACUUUGACGGGGACUCCCCAAUCACCGGGUACCAAGAUCAGUCUCAGCAUCUUCCAUUCCAUCCACGGAAACGAGGCUAUAGUCCCCGACUGCAGUCAGACCCGGAGGAGCUCCGUUACCUGUCGCCAUCUCCUCCGCCUUUCGACCAUCCUGUAUUUGAGCCACACGAAAUCAAGGAAGAUUUUUUUGCCGCCACGUGGGACCUCGAUGAUAUUCCCGACAUGUGCGAGGUGGGCGGGGGCGAGCUCGAGGAGUGGUUUGACUUGCUUAAGCAGAACUGUCGUGUCUGAUCAAUGCGCACAUAUGAAUAGAGUUUCAAUGUAUUGCUGUGAUAAUCCCUC